AGGAGUGGGGGUGCUGAUCUGCGCGUGCACGGUGCUUGGCCAAGCCGCCUGGGCUAGGAAGCGAGCGAGCGAGCCAGGGAAGAGGCGAAAGGCACCCGGCUUGUUGAGGCCGUAUGAUGGAAGAGACCCGCCGUUAGCCUCUCCGCGUUCUGAACGACCUUCUCGUGGGAAAGACGCCCUGCCUGGGUCCUCUCCCCUCGCUUUCCCCUCCCCGAGAGAGGAUGGCGAGGGCUCUUGCCGUGGCCGAGGCUGGAGCGACGGCCUGGAGGAGACCCCGCGCUGCGUGAGCGCCCGACAGCUGGGGUUCGUUCCUUCCAAGGGGAGAUGCGGUGAUUCGCCGCCGCUUCCACACAGGCCCAAAAGCAGAGGCAGCCUGGACGAUGGCAGGGGCGGAGGAAGAGUUUGGACUGGCGGCCACGCCCGGGGAUUCGUCUCCAAAACAGCUGAGUCCUGAAGACAAGGCAGAUGGGCAGUUGGGGGCCACCAGUAGCAAGCAGCCGGCCUCGCCCCAGCCGGCCUUCACCCAGCAGGGAAUGGAAGGAAUCAAAGUAUUUUUACAUGAACGAGAGCUAUGGCUCAAAUUUCACGACGUGGGAACCGAAAUGAUCAUAACCAAAGCUGGAAGACGAAUGUUCCCUAGCUACAAAGUGAAAGUCACCGGACUGAACCCCAAAACCAAGUACAUUCUUCUAAUGGACAUUGUGCCCUCCGAUGACCAUCGAUACAAAUUUGCAGAUAACAAAUGGUCGGUAACUGGGAAGGCUGAACCGUCCAUGCCCGGAAGAUUGUAUGUCCAUCCAGACUCACCGGCUACUGGGGCCCAUUGGAUGAGACAGCUGGUUUCCUUCCAAAAGCUCAAGUUGACCAAUAAUCAUCUCGACCCAUUUGGCCAUAUUAUCCUCAACUCCAUGCACAAGUACCAGCCCCGGCUGCAUAUUGUCAAAGCAGACGAAAACAACGGGUUUGGCUCCAAAAACACCGCCUUUUGCACCCAUGUCUUCCCAGAGACGGCCUUCAUUGCAGUGACCUCCUAUCAGAAUCACAAGAUUACCCAACUCAAGAUUGAAAACAAUCCCUUCGCAAAAGGAUUCAGAGGCAGCGACGAUAUGGAAUUACACCGAAUGUCUCGGGUGCAGAGCAAGGAGUAUCCGGUUGUCCCAAGAAGCACAAUCCGUCAAAAGGUGUCUUCUAGCCACAGUCCCUUCAGUGGUGAAGGCAGGUCUCUGUCGGCUUCUUCUAACCUUGGAUCCCAGUUUCAGUGCGAGAACGGUGUCUCUAGCACUUCCCAGGACUUACUACCCCCUGCGAACCCGUAUCCUAUAUCUCAGGAUCAUGGGCAGGUUUACCACUGCACCAAGAGACCAGAUGACGAAUGUUCCACCGCUGAUCUCCCUUACAAGAAGCCCUACAUGGAAACGUCUCCAGCAGAAGAAGAGGCCUUCUACCAUCGCCCCAACUAUCCCCAUCAGCAAGGGCUGAACAGCGCCUACAGGACUGAGUCCGCCCAACGCCAAGCCUGCAUGUACGCCAGUGCAGCCCCAGCCCCGGAAGCGGUGCCCAGCUUGGAAGACCUCAGCUGCAACACCUGGUCCGCCAUGUCCUCCUACAGCAGCUGCACAGUAACUCCCAUGCAACCCAUCGACCGGUUGCCUUACCAACAUUUUUCAGCUCACUUCACCUCGGGCUCCUUGAUGCCCCGCCUUGCCACCGUGGCCGGCCAUCCCUCGCCCCAACUCGGGGACACCCAUGCCAUGUUCCAGCAUCAGACCUCCGUCACUCACCAGCCCCUCGUCCGGCAACAAGCCAGCAUCCAGUCUCCUCCUGGAAAUUUACAGCCACCCGAGUUCCUCUACGCUCACGGGAUGCCCAGGACACUCUCACCCCAUCAGUAUCAUUCUGUCCACGGGGUGGGCAUGACCGCAGAAUGGAGUGAGAGCAGCUAACAAGGGAAGAGGGGAGCCUCGGUUGGACUCAACGUUCACUCUAGAAGCACUCUAGAGAUGGACCAGGCCCUCUUCUCUGGUGAGACCGUGGGGUGGGAUCGCCUCUACGUUGGUUGUCUCCAAAGCCACUGAACGCCAUAGCACAUCUUUGCCUCCCUUGCCUGUCAUCUCCUCACUCAGCCGCCCGGCUUUCGCAUUGGUACCAACCUGCCACCCCCCCAACUUCGAUGGUUUUCUUUUGAUUUUGCUCCCAAGGGAGAUGUCAAGAGCUCAGUGGCGCCUCUUGAUCUCGGGGUGAGAGGGGGGGGGAAAACAAUUAAGAAUAGG
Messenger RNA from Ahaetulla prasina, 2270 nucleotides. RefSeq names its product T-box transcription factor 5 (gene TBX5). The record is from RefSeq and is a predicted model, not a curated record. Gene Ontology annotation, cellular component: nucleus. The transcript has 9 exons. Gene Ontology annotation, biological process: regulation of transcription by RNA polymerase II; cardiac left ventricle formation; cell fate specification. Gene Ontology annotation, molecular function: RNA polymerase II cis-regulatory region sequence-specific DNA binding; DNA-binding transcription factor activity, RNA polymerase II-specific. Bases 381 to 1943 code for a protein of 520 amino acids. Lineage: Eukaryota; Metazoa; Chordata; Lepidosauria; Squamata; Colubridae.